Molecule: messenger RNA, 3113 nt
Organism: Aureobasidium pullulans EXF-150
Lineage: Eukaryota; Fungi; Ascomycota; Dothideomycetes; Dothideales; Saccotheciaceae
Exons: 2
Coding region: 170-2791 (873 amino acids)
Source: RefSeq, a predicted model, not a curated record
CACAGACUCUGCCCUCUCCAUGAAACCUGAACACCUUGUAUAAGUACAGUCGACAAUCCGUGUCUCAAUGCUCUUCCCAGACCUCAACGAUCUCGCCUACUAAUCACAGCUUCUACUUGUUCGUUCAUCCGCCUGCGGAUUCUAAUAUUGUUUGUUUAUAAUCUUCAUAAUGAGGUCCUCCGGUUUCAGCGCUUCCGCGCUCAGCAUUCUUGCUCUGGCAUCAUCUGCUUCGGCCUUCUGGCGCAUGCCCUGCCCUGGACGUGUUGCUACUGAGCGUCUUGACCCUAUCGUUUCGCCCGGCAAGGUCGCCGGCCAUGUUCACACCAUCUCCGGUUCCAACGGAUUCAAGGCUGAGAUGACUUACGCCGAUGCUCAGGCAGGCGCCUGCUCUUCAUGCCCUAUCAAGCAGGACAUGUCCAACUACUGGACCCCCAAGCUCUACUACCAAUCUGAGAACGGCACAUUUAUCGAUGUCCCUCAGGCUGGUGAUGGUCAGGGCGUUUUCGGCGGCAUGACCGUCUACUACCUGCAAAGAGGUGGCCCUAACAACGACAACCUUACCGCUUUCCCCAAGGACUUCCGCAUGCUUGCCGGUGAUCCUUUCAAGCGUGCAUACACCGACGACUUCGCCGGUCAGGCUAUCAGCUUCGUCUGCCUCGACUACAGCGGUACCUCUUCUUACCACAGCGGCCUUCCCAACAAGGUCUGCCCUGACGGCAUGCGCGCCCAGGUCUUCUUCCCUUCCUGCUGGGAUGGUGUCAACCUCGACUCAUCCGACCACAAGUCACAUAUGGCUUAUCCUACCAAGUACUCCUACGACAACGGCCCCUGCCCUGCAGACCAUCCCGUUCACAUGAUCUCCAUUUUCUUCGAGGUUAUCUACUCCACUGCUGGUUUCGACUGGUGGAACGGCACUACUCAGCCCUUCGUCUUCGCUCAGGGUGACCCCACUGGUUACGGGUUCCACGGUGAUUUCGUCAACGGCUGGGAUGUCGACGUUCUCCAGAAGGCUACCGACACCUGCAACAACGACUCCGGUCUCAUCACUGACUGCCCUGUUUUCGAAUUCUUCAGCAACGCCGAGUCUCAGGCAUGUGUCAUUGCCCCUACUGUUCAAGAAGUUGUCACUGGCGAAUUGGACAAGCUUCCUGGCUGCAACCCCGUUACCUACGGUCCUGGCAGAGCUCCUACCUCUGAGGCUGGCUGCACUGACAGUAUUACCCUUGGAGCUGCUCCCAUCUACUACCAGAACGUCACUGGAUGGGACUACGUUGGUUGCGGUCCUGACUCAGUCAGCAGCCGCACUCUUGGCAACUCCUCCUUUAUGUCGGACUCCAUGACUGUCGAGAAGUGCUUGUCUUACUGCAAGAACAAGGGUCUCAACUACGCUGGUCUUGAAUACGCCACCCAGUGCUACUGCGGCAGUUCUCUUCCCUCUAGCCUCGCCCCCACUACCGGUGUCCUCGGCAACUGCUUCUCUCCCUGUGCUGGUAAUUCUUCCCAGUACUGUGGUGGUUCCAACCGUCUGAGCAUCUACUACACUGCCGAUGUUUCUUCCACAGUCUCAUGCCCCUCUGGCGAUGGCACCAACUUCACCACUCCCAACAACGCCACCUUCGGCAUCAGCUGCGCUGGCGACUACAGCGGCAAGGAUCUCAGCAUGGUCUACGUCAACAACGGCAUUCAGGAAUGUGUCAAGACUUGCAGUACCACUGCUGGUUGUGUUGCUGUCUCCCUCUCCGGAAGCGCCUGUUACAUGAAGAGCACUGCUGGCUCGAUGAAGACUUCUUCGGGUGUCCAAGCUGCCAAGCUCAUCUCUGGCGGUACCGCCGCUGCCUCUUCUUCAUCUUCGGCUGCCGCUUCCUCCACCAAGGCUUCUUCGACCAGCUCUUCUGCCUCAUCCACCAGCUCCACUGCCAGUGUUGCCACCAACUCUGCUGGUUCCGUCUACAACCUCUACUACUCCUCCGAUUCGGGCCAAGGCUCGUUUGCCAACACUCAAGCUUCCAGCUCAUACACCGACUGCAUGACUGCUUGCGAUGCCAACUCCAAGUGCACUGCCUUCACCUAUGUAGGUGGUAAGAACGGUGCUGGCUCAGGCACAUGUUGGCUGAAGAGUCAAUUGGGCAGCCCUGUGUCGGCCAACAAUAAUGUCCUUUCGGGCUCGCGUGUCAGCCUUGGUAGCAAGGCUGCUGGUUCAUCUUCCAGCUCGUCUUCUGUUUCUUCUUCCUCCAUCUCUUCUGCCUCUGGCUUCGUUACCGCUUCUGGCACCAGCGCAAAGGUCACUGCCUCCAGCACUUCGAGUAGCGCUUCUUCCACCGCCAGCAGCACCGUCGCUGCCUGCCCCGCUGGUGACAACACUCUCUACACUGACAAGACCACCGGUGCUCAAUUCCUCAUUGAGUGUGGUACUGACCACGCCGGUGGUGACUUGAAGAUGGUUUACGUCAGCGACUUCGCUUCCUGCAUCCAGACUUGCGCUCAGACCACUGGCUGUGUCGAUGUUUCGCUCUCUGGUACUGCUUGCUACAUGAAGAAGUCUGUCGGCUCUGUCGUCAAGUCCAGUGGCAUCAAGGGUGCUAAGCUUAUCUCCUCUGGCACUGCCUCUUCCACUUCCAGCACUGCUACUGCCAACGUCAACGUUGCACAGAAGGCCGCCUCGACAGCCAAGUCUUCAAGCUCCAGCAGCAAGACCACUUCCAGCGUUGCCACUUUGAAGACUGCAGUCAAGAAGGCCGUCAAGGUCACUUCCACCUCUUCUUCCAAGAAGGCAACCGCUACCCACAAGUAAAACACUUGUGUUUCUCUCUUAUGUCUCCCAUCUCUUAUGUCAUAAUGAACCAAGGCAGGGCCAUCCCAUCUAUUCGGAAAGAGGAGGAUUAAAAAGUAAGAACUAUCGGGCUCACUGAAAAAGCAAAACCCACAAAAAAACACGAUAGAAGAACGACUAUCUAAUGCAGGGAUGAGGAUCUUGAUGAUCUUGGAGAUCCUUUUGGGCAGUGCCCUUGAUCUCGACUUCUUUCUUCUUGUUAAUACAACAGGUUGUAUGUACAUAACUUUUUAAUAGUCUCUAGAAGACACCCUAAUCUUAAUCAAUACUUUUACACCGAAAC